Molecule: messenger RNA, 2724 nt
Organism: Asparagus officinalis (garden asparagus)
Lineage: Eukaryota; Viridiplantae; Streptophyta; Magnoliopsida; Asparagales; Asparagaceae
Product: cell division cycle protein 48 homolog
Exons: 9
Coding region: 97-2535 (812 amino acids)
Biological process (GO): retrograde protein transport, ER to cytosol; mitotic spindle disassembly; autophagosome maturation
Cellular component (GO): cytosol; VCP-NPL4-UFD1 AAA ATPase complex; nucleus
Molecular function (GO): polyubiquitin modification-dependent protein binding; ATP binding; ATP hydrolysis activity
Source: RefSeq, a predicted model, not a curated record
CCCCUAUAUAAUUCCCUCUCCUCUCCUGCCCCCUCUCUCUCUAGAUCUUUUUUCUCAUCGGGCGAUUUUUCUUCGUUCUUCAAUCGAUCGAUUCCAAUGGCUUCAGGCGGCGGUCAAGGCGAAGGAUCUUCUUCAGAUCCUAAGGGAUCGAAGAAGGACUUUAGUACUGCGAUUCUCGAGCGGAAGAAGGCGGCGAAUCGAUUGGUGGUCGAUGAGGCCGUGAAUGAUGACAACUCCGUGGUUUCGAUGCAUCCUGAUACGAUGGAGAAGCUCCAGCUGUUUCGUGGUGAUACGAUCCUUUUAAAGGGUAAGAAGAGGAAGGACACCAUAUGUAUUGCACUUGCUGACGAAACGUGUGAAGAACCAAAAAUCAGGAUGAACAAGGUUGUCAGAUCAAACCUAAGGGUGAGGCUAGGUGAUGUGGUGUCUGUCCAUCAGUGUCAGGAUGUUAAGUAUGGGCAGCGAGUACAUAUACUCCCUAUUGAUGAUACCAUUGAAGGUGUCACUGGGAACCUCUUUGAUGCGUACUUGAAGCCAUAUUUCCUCGAGGCAUAUCGUCCUCUCAGGAAGGGGGAUCUUUUCCUUGUCAGAGGAGGCAUGCGAAGUGUUGAAUUUAAGGUUAUAGAAACUGAUCCACCUGAGUACUGCAUUGUGUCUCCUGACACGGAGAUCUUUUGUGAGGGUGAACCUGUGAAAAGGGAGGAUGAAGACAGACUAGAUGAAGUCGGCUAUGAUGAUGUUGGUGGAGUGCGCAAGCAAAUGGCUCAGAUCAGAGAGCUUGUUGAGCUUCCUCUGCGACAUCCUCAACUGUUCAAAUCUAUUGGUGUGAAGCCACCUAAGGGUAUCCUUCUCUAUGGACCUCCUGGUUCGGGUAAGACACUGAUUGCCAGGGCAGUUGCAAACGAGACUGGUGCAUUUUUCUUCUGUAUCAAUGGUCCAGAGAUCAUGUCAAAGCUGGCUGGAGAGAGUGAGAGCAAUCUGAGAAAGGCUUUUGAGGAAGCAGAGAAGAAUGCUCCAUCAAUCAUCUUCAUUGAUGAGAUUGACUCAAUUGCUCCCAAGAGAGAAAAGACUAAUGGGGAAGUGGAGAGGAGGAUUGUUUCUCAGCUACUAACUUUAAUGGAUGGCUUGAAAUCCCGUGCUCAUGUAAUCGUUAUUGGCGCUACAAACAGGCCUAACAGCAUAGACCCUGCUCUUAGAAGGUUUGGGAGAUUUGACAGGGAAAUCGACAUUGGAGUCCCUGAUGAAGUUGGCAGGCUUGAGGUGCUUCGCAUUCAUACCAAGAACAUGAAGCUAUCUGAAGAUGUCAAUCUGGAAAGAAUUUCCAAAGAAACUCAUGGUUACGUUGGUGCUGAUCUUGCAGCCCUUUGCACUGAAGCUGCCCUUCAAUGUAUCAGGGAAAAAAUGGAUGUCAUCGACUUAGAAGACGAUUCUAUAGAUGCAGAAAUACUCAACUCAAUGGCUGUUACAGAUGAACACUUUAAGACUGCUCUUGGAACUAGCAAUCCCUCAGCUCUCCGUGAAACAGUGGUCGAAGUGCCCAAUGUCAGCUGGGAAGAUAUUGGUGGGCUUGACAACGUUAAGAGGGAACUCCAAGAGACUGUUCAAUAUCCAGUCGAGCAUCCUGAGAAGUUUGAGAAGUUCGGAAUGUCUCCUUCAAAAGGAGUUUUGUUUUAUGGUCCUCCUGGUUGUGGUAAAACCUUGUUAGCUAAAGCAAUUGCCAAUGAGUGCCAGGCAAAUUUCAUCAGUAUCAAGGGUCCUGAAUUGCUCACAAUGUGGUUUGGGGAGAGUGAAGCAAAUGUUCGUGAGAUCUUUGAUAAGGCUCGCGGGUCUGCCCCGUGUGUCCUUUUCUUUGAUGAGCUCGACUCAAUUGCUACUCAGAGAGGAAGCAGCGUCGGUGAUGCAGGAGGUGCUGCUGAUAGGGUUCUCAACCAGCUUCUCACAGAGAUGGAUGGAAUGUCUGCAAAGAAAACUGUUUUCAUCAUUGGGGCCACUAACAGGCCAGACAUUAUAGAUCCAGCAUUGCUUAGGCCAGGACGUCUUGAUCAGUUAAUUUAUAUUCCUUUGCCUGAUGAGGCCUCUCGCCUCCAAAUAUUUAAAGCUUGCUUGAGGAAGUCGCCUGUCUCAAAGGACGUUGACUUGAGGGCUCUUGCAAAGUAUACUCAAGGAUUCAGUGGUGCGGAUAUUACCGAAAUCUGUCAGCGUGCUUGUAAAUAUGCCAUCAGGGAGAAUAUUGAGAAGGACAUCGAAAGGGAAAGGAAGAGAGGUGAGAACCCUGAAGCAAUGGAGGAAGACGAGGUCGAUGAGGUCGCAGAGAUCAAAGCCGCUCACUUUGAAGAAUCCAUGAAAUUCGCUCGAAGAAGUGUCAGUGACGCUGACAUUCGCAAGUACCAGGCAUUCGCCCAGACCCUUCAGCAGUCUAGGGGUUUCGGGAGCGAGUUCCGCUUCUCAGAGCGGUCCGAGCCUGCCGCUGGCGCUGGAUCUGACCCCUUUGCAACCUCUGCUGCGGCUGCAGACGAUGAUGAUUUAUACAACUAAAUUAACAUACGCUUUGGUUUUAAAGACUUCUUUUAGAUUAUUUGUUUAUGGUGCAUGUGAUUUCUUCAACUCUGGAAUACGCUUCCAGUUUAUGACUGAUGAUUUAAGAAAGAACACGCAUGAAGGGAAAACUGAGAUGGUUUAUUCUUUCCCCCCCUCAACUAAUCCUUGGUUUCCUGCGUUUGUUUU